Plutella xylostella (diamondback moth) is the source of this 1355-nucleotide messenger RNA. RefSeq names its product putative ribosome-binding factor A, mitochondrial. Gene Ontology annotation, biological process: rRNA processing. NCBI's taxonomy places the organism in Eukaryota, Metazoa, Arthropoda, Insecta, Lepidoptera, Plutellidae. The record is from RefSeq and is a predicted model, not a curated record.
ACAUUGACAUAUAAACAAUGAAAAAUCAAAACAAACCAUAAAUUAAAUCUUUAAAAUUACAGUAAAAUAUUAUAUUUUAAAGGAAUGUUCAUGUUGUUAAUGAAAUCAUAGAAGUAUUUAGUUUGCGUUUCAUGUGAUUGUGAUAUUUAUUUAUAAAUAAUAACUGAAUAAACAUGUCAUACAAAGUUGUAUUUCAAAAGCCGAUUCAUGCGACUGUAUUGAACAGAUUUUAUCAUGUUACGGCAACAAAUUGUAGUAGUAAGAAGCUUGGAGCAAAGCUAUGUAAAAUGCUUAACCCUAGCGCGAAACGGUCUUGGUACCCGAGCUUUACAGACAUGAACACACUGCCUAGUGUGAAAAGCUUGACCAAAGUGAAGCAUGAGCCCAGCAAGCAGGGCAACCGCCGGAUCGCUGUGCUCAACAAAUUGUUUAUGAAACAUAUCACAGACUUGAUGUCCUCAGGCAGUAGUUCAGUAGACAUUGUGGGGAGAGGAAUUGAAAUUUCUAAGGUAAAGAUAUCGCCGGACCUGCAGCGAGUGAACAUAUUCUGGGUGUGCAAGGGCGACACGAGUGAUGAAGACACGGAGGCGCUCCUCAGCAGGAUGGCAGGUCCGAUACGACACGAGUUGUCUACCCUGAGGCUGAUGGGGGAAGUGCCUUACAUAGUGUUUGUUAAAGACAGACUAGAGGCACAGAUAGUGGACCUGGACCGGCGGCUGGCGCGGGCGGACUUCGGCGAGGACUACGCGCCCACGGAGCUCGGACACCUGCUCAAGACGGACUUCACGCUCGCCACCAAGCUCUCGCCUGAAAUGAAGGCAAAAAUAAAGCAGCUAGAAGACGAAAUGCCAAUAGAAGAAGAACCAAUACCCGAGAUGACUCACAACGUGUUCGGUCUAGAACAUGACAAGAUCAUGAACAGACUCGUAGCAGCCAGAAGGAAGAGCAAGGAGGCCUGGAGCAACGUGGACCUGGAUAAUAAUGUCAUCAAGUACCGAGCACCCGCCGAGAAGUCGCCAGAAGUCGAUACCAAGUCACAGAAACAGGAUCUAGCCGAAUUUUUGCAUAAGCGACAGAUACAACAAAACAAGAUACACAAGGAGAUGCGCGACGCCCGCGCCCUGCAAGCGAUACAACUGAACGACAGGAAUGAGCAGCCAGAUGAUGAAGAUGACGACAUGGACUAUGAAGAAGAAGACGAUGACAGCUUCAUCUAUACCGGGAAUUUGGGAAACGGAAAUGACCUGUGGAAUAAAAAGUCAGCACAGUGACUUUUAAGCUUAGUAGGUGCCAAUUCGUUUUGAAAUUGUUAGUUUUAGAUUGUAUGUUAUUAAAUAAAUUUUAAUAUUUGUUAU